This is a messenger RNA of Morchella importuna, 936 nucleotides long. RefSeq lists its product as uncharacterized. Lineage: Eukaryota; Fungi; Ascomycota; Pezizomycetes; Pezizales; Morchellaceae. Gene Ontology annotation, cellular component: cytoplasm. The coding region runs from base 1 to 936 and encodes 311 amino acids. Gene Ontology annotation, molecular function: 2-dehydropantoate 2-reductase activity. The record is from RefSeq and is a predicted model, not a curated record. Gene Ontology annotation, biological process: pantothenate biosynthetic process. The transcript has 2 exons.
AUGAUGGAAUCUGCAACAAACAAGAAGUCUCUCAAAAUCUUCAUCUUUGGCGGUGGCUCCCUCGGCGGGCUCUACUCCCACCUCCUCUCCACCUCCGAAUUCGCCGACGUUCAAAUCACAAUAGCCUGCCGAGGAAACUAUGACAUUGUCUCCCAGUCCGGCUUCAAGAUCACCACCAACAACUGGGGCAACCAUAUAUGCCGCCCCCACCGCGUCAUCCGCGACCCCCACGAGAUCCAGGGCGAGAGCUACGACUACGUGAUCGUGACCACCAAAGUCCUCCCACAGGCCUCCCUCCCACUCGCCCGCUUCCCCCUACAAUCCGAUGUCCCCAUUGUGCUCAUCCAGAACGGCGUCGGCAUCGAGAAACCCUACCGCGAGGCUUUUCCAGCCAACCCAAUCGCCUCAGGCGUCGCCUACAUCACCGCCAGCCAGCCCUCCCCAGGCCACAUCCUCCAGUAUGGCGCCAUCGCAACAAUGACCAUCGGUCUCUACGACCGCGCGGACAACCCAACCGACAGGUCAAAGAUCCAGUACCUCGCCGCGUUGUUUGACGCAUCAGGCUUCCCGUGUGCUGCCACCGACGAGAUCCACGUUGAACGCUGGGGCAAGCUGGGUUGGAACGGGUCAUGGAACGUGGUGUGCGCGGCUACCAAUCUGGACACGCAGUCUUUCCUCGCGAGUUCGCCGCAGGCGGUGGAGCUGGUGGAGAAGAUCAUCCGUGAGGUGGCUAAGACGGCGAAUGCGGUAGGCGUGAAGAUUGAUGCGGAUACGUUGGUUGAGGAGCGCAUGGGGUGGACAUUGAAGGCGCCACCUAUCGUGCCGAGUAUGCUUCAGGAUGCGAGGAAGGGGUUUCAGAUGGAGCUUGAGGCGUAUUGUGGGAACGUGUGGAGAAUUGCGGAGAGUGUGGGGGUGGAGGUGCCGUGUAUAAAGUAG